AUGACCCCACAAGAGCGUGAUUUUUUUAUUAAUAACGACAAUCCAACACCAGUAGAGUUUUUUAAAAGGUUCAAUUACACGUCGAAGCAAACAGCUGUUUCGAAAUGGCACUCAGUUCUUAGCGCGCUCCUCAAAGUUUAUCCAGACGAACCCAAAUUUGUUGUUAUCUACCAAAAUUACAUAAAGAAUAAAUAUAAGCAAGCUAUCGAAGAUUAUUUUAAAUCAUCGUCUGCUUCUAUUCUUGACGAGGAAAAGGACUCUAUUGAUAGAGAGCUAACCAAGAAAACAGGAAAAGCGAUUCGAAAUCGCAUCGAUGAUCUCCUUCCUAACGAUCAUGUAAAUUCUAAAAAACCUCGCUUGACGGAAUCUGUUAAUAGUUCAAUAUUAAUUUCGGCCGACUCAAAGAUAAAUAAAGUUGAUCACAUUACUGAUUUGCCUAACGAAAGAGAGGAUGAGUCUGAGCAAUUCGACACACGUAAUUUAUUGACUAAGAAGCGACAUUCUUGGGAAAAUGUUAUUAAAGAGAUCGAUAUAAGAAAUGACUCUAAAAAGGAUUGGAUUAUUGAUAAAUAUAAUCUCUCAACUGAAUUUCGUAAUUUUCAACUAUCAACAAUCCGAGAAAUUGAAAAGAUCCCUUUUCUGUCCUUUAAAACUGAUCUUCAUAAGAUUCUUUGCCUGUCCAACAUAAUGCUUAUAGAGCAGACAAGGCCGUUGUAUCUCACCUGCGUUGAAACAGUUUGGAGCCAAAUAUGCCAAAGACAAGUGCCUCCAAGUUUGCCAGAUGUGGUCCAAAAUAUGAUUUUGGAAUAUUCUAAACUAUUGAAUGCAUUCACACCAAUAGUUGAUAUUCAGAAGACUUGGUGUAGAAAUUUUUCAAAAGUUAACGAGUUGAGCAACCAAGAUGACAUAGAAAAAUUUUGUGGAAUUCAAAUUAUUUUACGUAAUUUUUUAUUACUGAACCUCAAAGCCAAUAAUGACAACGAAGACACCUUCGUUCAUGACAUGUUGCACGAUUUGCUAAAAGAAAUCUUUCGCGAUCCAAUUUUUGAGUUGAUCUGGGCCAACAGUGAAAGCGCUUCGUCAAAAAAUCGACGUCGUAACAAUAAAGAAAAUUCGCGAGGUAAAAAACCGGAUUUUAAGCUCCUAGUGAAUACAAAUGAUGAGAUUCUCUUUGGCGAAGUCAAAUCACCAAAAUAUAAAAAUCUAUCUUCAUUGGUUUGUCAAGAUUUUGUCAAGCUUGCAAAUUUUCAAUCCGGUACUUUGGAUGAGUUAGUUAAAAAGUAUGGAAAUAGGAUUGGAAUGACAUCUUUCGGAGUGUUGAUUUGUGGCAAGUGCACGGGCUUGGAUGUAUCUGGUCGCAGACGUAGUUUUACCCACUCAAAAAUCCCAAUUCAUAAGUCUGGUGCCAAUAUUGGAGGCAUUGUACAAUGUAAAA
This is a messenger RNA of Dentiscutata erythropus, 1435 nucleotides long. NCBI's taxonomy places the organism in Eukaryota, Fungi, Glomeromycota, Glomeromycetes, Diversisporales, Gigasporaceae. The record is from the annotation of a GenBank genome assembly.